Prunus dulcis (almond) is the source of this 2421-nucleotide messenger RNA. RefSeq lists its product as uncharacterized. Lineage: Eukaryota; Viridiplantae; Streptophyta; Magnoliopsida; Rosales; Rosaceae. The coding region runs from base 79 to 2226 and encodes 715 amino acids. The transcript has a single exon. The record is from RefSeq and is a predicted model, not a curated record.
CCCUUUUUUUUCCUUUGGCAGCUGCUGUUUCUUUCUUAACUUUUGCUUUUGCUUUUGGGCGUACAGGAGCUCUAGUCUAUGGAUUCAAAGCCUUAUGUUCGUCUUUCUGCAACACAAGGGACACCAGGUAAGCUCGCUCUUUUGAGCUCAUCUUCACUCGCAGGUUCUCUUCCUAUCCGAGCUCCUCCUACUCCUGAUUCUGAUUCUGAAUCUGAUUCUGAAUUCAACGGUCAUGAUUUGGGUUAUAGCAGUAGUUGUAAUAUUAGCAGUAUUGGUUGUGAGAGUGGGUCUGAGUCUGAGGCCUUUGUGACUGGGGAGGAGUUUGAAACGGCGUCGGAGAGGCCAUUGGUGGCAGACCCAGAUGAGGAAGCUCUUGAACAGAGUGACUCUGUUGAAAAAUAUGAGCUUUCUUGCCCUUCUGUGGCCUACCCAGAUGAGUUUGAACCUGUUUUCGAGAAAGUUAUGGUGGAUGAUGCAAUUUCAGAGAGGGUUAUGCCCAUUGCCCAGUUGUCAUGGGAGAGUGAUGAUAAUGAUGUGGUGGGUAGUGAAGAGGUUUUGAGUGAAGUGGAAAAUGGUGAUUUUUUGGGUCAGAUUAGUAUUGCGCCGAGAGUUAAGGUUUCUGAGGUUGAAGAAGGAGAAGAAGAUGAGGCAGUGAAGUGGGAAGAGCCUUUGGUAGUUGAGCAAUCUGAACCUGCCAUAGAGGUAAAUAAUGUUGAAGGUGUUGAGGGUUCGGAUUUGAGUAAUUUUGGCAAAGGUCAAAAUGGAGAUUCUGAUCAAGGUGAAUGGAUUGAAGAUAAUGGUCUUCCUAUGACAGAGACAAAUGAAGCAAAUGCUGAGGAGUUGAGAAUUAAUGUAUUUGAAGAAGAGGAGAAAGCCAAGUAUGUGGCAGAAGAGUCCUUUGUGCAUUGCCCAAAUAGCAAAAGGAAUGGUGUUGAUUUAGGCCUUGAGUGGAGCGAAAAUCAGACUUUGAAUUUGGAAAAUUGUGAUUUAUCUGAGCUUACUAAGGAUGAGGAAUUUGAAAAUGCACUGUGUAGUGAUUUGCUUAAAUCAAUCACGCUGAACUCACUAUCUGUUACUCUCUUAUGCGAGAAUGUGGCAGAAAAUGCUGGUGCUGUGAAAUUUCAAGGCGAUAUAGUAUAUGGAGCCAAAGUGGAAGUGUCUCUCAAGGAGAAGGAUGUCCCUGCAGAGAAAGAACAAACCAGCUUGGUUCUGCUUGGGGAAAAUAUUAGUAUCACACCUGGAGUUAUGGUAGUUGAAGAAGGAGAAGAAUACGGGCCAGUGUUGCGGAAAGAGUCCGUCGUCAUUAAACAGUCUGAACCUUCCAUAGAGCUAAACUGUGUAGAGUGUUCAGACUUUAAAGGCCAAAACGGGGAUUCUAUUCAAGCUGAAAUGAUUGAAGAUAAUGAUCUUGCUGCUGCAGAGAUCAAUGACAACUUUAAUGUAUGGGAAGGAGGGGAGAAGGCCACGUAUGUGGCAGAAGAAUCCAUUGUGCAUUGUCCAAAUAACAAAAGGGACGGUGUUGAUACUAGCAGAAGUUUUGAGGCACUGGAAAAAAUAAUGCAUUUGGGAACUGAUUUUGGUGUUGAGAAGAAUGAAAAUCAAAUUCAGGAAAUCGUGUAUUUGGGUAAUGGCGAUUUGUCUGGAGCUACUGACCUUGAUAGAUUUGAAUAUGCACUGUGUUGUGAUUUCCUUAAAUUGAUCACACCAAGUUCCAAUGUGACACACAAACACAUUUUUAGGGGUCAAACCGAAGUAAGAAAUUUCAACAUAGAUGGAACAGCUGCUAGUUUAACUGUAACUCUUUCAGAUGAGAAUGUGGUCACCGGACUCAAGAUUGAGGAUCAAAUGGCUAUUGGGAAGCACUUGGUUUUGGCUGGAAGUGCUGGAGCUCUGCAGUUUGAAGGUGAAACAGCACAUGGAGCCAAAUUGGAAGUGCGUCUCAAGAAUAAGGAUUGCCCUAAAAGGCAGGACCAAACUGGCGUGGGUUUGUCUCUGAUGAAGUGGGGAGCUGGUCUUGUUCUAACAGCCGAUAUACUAUCUCUGUUCUCUGUUGGAGGUUCUAAAAUGGCUGUUCAUGUUGUAUUGAACAACAAGCAAAGGGGUCAGAUUGCCAUAAGGACAAGCAACUCGGACAAAUUCCAAAGUGCACUUGUUGGUAUUCUUUCAUUUGCAGCUUCAAUCUUUGGGAUUUUCCGUCCUAGAUUUGGUGUUCAAAACUCGACAUAAUAGGUGUAAUUUUCCUUAUGAUGUUGGUUGAUAGUCAAGUUUUGAUGGUGUAAAGCUUAGUGUACAUAAGCCUAUCCCUGUUGGUUUGUUAGUCCAGUUUUAAUAUGCAAGACUUUGAAUCCCUCUCCCUCGUUGAUUUUUUUAUUUUUAUUUUUAAAGAAAUAUUUAUGAAACAGAACCUACAUGUUGAAGUUU